UUCAUUCUCGUUCACUCUCUCGGUGAAUUUCAUUGAUCCACAUUACCUUCACCGUUAUUUUUAUUAAAAAAUAGUUAUUUUAGUAUAAUUCAUUAUCAAAUAUAGUGUAGUUUAUUCUAUAAAACUUCAUCCAUAAAUAAAACACAUUUCACAAACAUGAGCUCAGGAGGAACUCGCGUGUACGUCGGCGGUCUCGUUGAAGGCAUCAAGAAAGAAGAUUUGGAGCGGGAGUUUGACAAAUAUGGGAAACUGAACUCUGUGUGGGUCGCACUAAACCCUCCCGGUUUUGCGUUCAUAGAAUUUGAAAACAUGCAGGAGGCGGAAGAUGCUUGCAGCGCGAUGAAUGGGUUUGAGAUGCUUGGUGCGACGCUGAAGGUCGAGUUGUCGCGGAAGCGGGACGGAAACCGUAGGAACGGCGGCGGCGGCAACUUCAGACCUGGCGGCCGUGGCCCGCCCAGAGGGGGCCCCCGCUCCUUCAACGGCCCACCCGGAGGCAACAGGCCGUUCAACUCGUAUGGGGGUGGUGGCAGGCCAUACGAGCGCGGCAGCCAGGGAUUCCGACAGGGCAAUGGGGGAGGCAACUUCAGAUCUAGGUCGCCAAUUGCUCGCUUUUAAUUUAAUUCUAGAGUAUAGUUAGGUUAGUGUUAACGUAAUCUGAAGCCUUCCAAGUGUUAAAAAUUCAAUGUUCUUGUAAUACUGGGGGUUUUAAUGCUGGGAAGAGUUCUAUUGGUCUUGCAUCUUGAGGAAUUAGAGUUCCUCUGCAUUCCGGAUCUCGACUCGCUAAUUCAUCGGGAGAUAUUCGAGAACAAUCUUCAGUAAUAUUUAACAUUCUACCUAAGUUCUUUAGCUAAGUUCCCUUACAUAUAAAUAAAACUACUAUAAAUACUUCGAAUUUGAUUAUUUUAUUUUUAAU
Hyposmocoma kahamanoa is the source of this 913-nucleotide messenger RNA. RefSeq names its product RNA-binding protein Rsf1 (gene Rsf1). The coding region runs from base 157 to 615 and encodes 152 amino acids. Gene Ontology annotation, biological process: mRNA splicing, via spliceosome. Lineage: Eukaryota; Metazoa; Arthropoda; Insecta; Lepidoptera; Cosmopterigidae. Gene Ontology annotation, molecular function: RNA binding. The record is from RefSeq and is a predicted model, not a curated record. Gene Ontology annotation, cellular component: nuclear speck. The transcript is spliced from 3 exons.